Messenger RNA from Pocillopora damicornis (cauliflower coral), 1223 nucleotides. RefSeq lists its product as uncharacterized. Lineage: Eukaryota; Metazoa; Cnidaria; Anthozoa; Scleractinia; Pocilloporidae. The record is from RefSeq and is a predicted model, not a curated record. Gene Ontology annotation, molecular function: oligosaccharide binding.
AUGGUUCAUCAAGAAGAGAGCAACUCUUACGCUUCUCUCAUGCUCUCCAAACUUCUCAAUGAGAAAGUGUCAAAGGUCAUGGCGAUUCUGAACCUGUUCGCUGUUUUUGUGCUAACGUUAGCAGUUCAUGGAGAAAAUUCAGAUGAGUGCAGAACUAUUCUAUUCAAACCAGUCAUCAAAGACAAGUAUUUACUUCAUCACAUAAUCAAAUCUGUGCCAGCUGAAAGUGAAGUAGGCUGUGAACUGAUUUGUUAUGAGGACCCCGACUGCGUGUCUUACAACUACGGGCCACUACUAACUGAGAUUCCUAUAUGCGACCUGAAUAACAGCACUCAUUUACAAGUCACCAGCGUGAAUUUCAUUUCCAGAAAUGGCUACAGCUACCGUUCAUCACAGAAUCCUUGUAGAAGCAGCGCAUGUCAGAAAAAUUCUACUUGUCAAUCUGGGUUUACUUCAAAAGGAUACUGGUGUGUCUGUCCACAAGGAUUCGGGGGAGAGAAUUGUGACCAAGUCAUUCUGCCUCAGAACUGUUCUCAAGCCCCAAAAGAAACAGGAGUCUACGAGAUUUCCAAUCAUGGAUCAGAUUCAUUCCCAGUGUACUGCGACCAGACAAGUGAUGGAGGUGGUUGGACGAUGAUAUUCAAAUACAUUGGAGGAGAUUCUUCCUCUCCGACUGGUGACACUUUAUGGAGUUCAUCCGACACAUUAUCAGAAAAUAUUAUCGCUGCCUUAGAUACCACUUCAACCUACCAGGGAAACUACAAAAACCGUAUCGUUCAAAGUUGGCAAACUUUUAACCCUCGAGAGGUUCGUGUAGUGCUUUACACGAAUGGAGCAGAAGUUAUGUCUAUGAAAUUCAAUGCCAGAGGAACAACUAACGUGGACUGGUUUACACAAAAUAAUCUACUUCAAUCACCAUGGACAGAUCUUAAGAAUGCGACAACUUUAAAACCCUUUCGCAUCAAGGGCCAUCACGGUGCACGAAACUUUGAAAUUACAGCUAAGUACGCAGGAUGCCCUAGUGAUGUUGGGUGGUUUAUAAUCGGAGGAUCUUACUGUGCCUGGGAGAGAUUUCACCCUGUGCCGGCAAUUCUAUACAGCAAGAAAACUCAUAAAAUCACAUGGAAUAAUAGCCAAGCCGACGUCGGAGGCGCUGCUGAGGUUAUGGUUGUGUACGUACGUUGAAGACCAAGGAUGCCAGGCAAUGAAUAAUCUGAAUGAAA